Messenger RNA from Adineta ricciae, 1476 nucleotides. The record is from the annotation of a GenBank genome assembly. Lineage: Eukaryota; Metazoa; Rotifera; Eurotatoria; Adinetida; Adinetidae.
AUGAAAGCAAAGGAUGACACAAAUGAAGUUGUCGAAAAUGCCAAGUCUUAUCAGAAUAAAACUUAUCAAAUACCUUUAUUUCAAACACGUUAUGUUUCAAUAAAAAUUAAUCCUGAUGAACUUUAUCAAAAUGAUAGAAAGACGAAACUGGAAGUGGUGGGAUUUAAGUUUCAAGUUCAAUCAACUGACCCACGAGUUGUUAAUAUUCAAAAGGAAAUCAUAGUACCGGCGAAAACAAUUGAUGCAAACAAUUCCAAUAAUAUUCUACUUGAAGAUCUAUUCAUUCUGCCUGGAAAAAAUGCACGUGGUCAUAUUUUUAAUGCUUAUCCAUCUCCAACGCUAAUCGAUCUGAAAAAUCCAUCGCAGCUUAACUUACUAUGGUCAAUCGAAACCACUCGAAUGGAUCAAAUAACUUUAACAAUUACUUUGGAUGUUUUUCACAACGAUGAUUCCACGUAUACACAGCAAUGGCACUUGAAAGUUCUUGUUUCGCAACCAAAACGCCUUAUCGACAAGAUAUUCAUUUUCAUUAUGCCAUUUUUAGUUAUUUUGAUUUCCAUACAAAUGGGUAUUUUACUCGACACAAAAGUUUUAAUUGAUUUAGUGCGAAGACCAAAAGCAGUUUUGAUUGGAUUCAUCAGUCAGUUUGGUCUUAUGCCAUUCUUAGCAGUAGGCAUAGCAAAAUUAUUUAACUAUACGCCUUUAUACAGUCUUGCACUUUUUGUUAUCGGUUGCUGUCCAGGCAGCGGUGCGUCCAAUCAAUGGACGCUUUUAUUCGAUGGCGAUGUUAAUCUAUCAGCUGUGAUGUCAUUUGUCUCAACUGCUUCGUCUUUCGUCAUGAUGCCACUCUAUUUUUAUACAUUAGGACGAAUCUAUACGGAUAAAUUAGCUAUACGCGUACCAUUCCUAGGUCUUGUUCGUACAUUAGCACUUGUUGUUGUUCCGUAUAGUAUCGGCAUUGUUAUAAGUCACUAUUCACCGCGAACGCGAUCAAUUAUCGAAAAACUUGUCAAGCCGAUGAUGUUAUUUCUUUUAAUUUUCUUUCUCAUUUUCGGCUCAAUCGUAAAUUGGUAUCUGCUAAGCAUGAUUGAUAUAUAUACCGCCUUGACAGCACCGUUGUUACCUUACUUGGGCUUUAUAUGUGGUGCUCUAUUGGCUUAUAUAUGUGGUCUGGAAUGGGCGCAUGUAAAAACGAUUGGUAUUGAAGCUGGAAUACAGAAUGUUGGUAUUGCUUUUAUGAUUAUUUUCUAUUCGUUUCCGCAGCCUUAUGCAACGCAAGCAGUUGUCGUACCACUCGUGGUUGCUUUCCUAACGACAAAGCCAUUGUGGUUGAUCUAUGUUAUUCGAAGUCGUGUGAUGAAGUACCGAAAAGGAAAAGAACUUCACGCAGAUUCAUUAAAAAAUGGGAAACCAUCAGUGAAUGAAGAAGAAAGUACGAAAAAAGAAGACAUUGCCGAAAUGCUGCAGAACCUCUAA